AUGAAGCUGCUCGUGCUGGCUGCCUGGCUCUCAGUGGUCACCAUAGAGGGCGUCGUCAGCUUGGGAACUACUCAGCAAUUGAACAAAAUGAUCUCCUCUCUGGUCCCUGAGAUACUUUUUACGCGAUUCAUUAAGUACGGCUGCUACUGUGGUGGGGGUCGAUCAGGUUCUCCGGUGGACGAACUGGACAGGUGCUGCCAGGAACACAGAAGCUGCUGGGACCAAGCCAUAGAGUUGGGACACUGCAGCGAUCUCAUAGAAAGCUACUUUCUAUUGUUCCCAAUCUCCUGCUACGACUCUAAGGUCAUCUUCAAUAGUCUUCUAGGCUAUAAGAGCCCUUGCGAGGAUUUCCUCUGCAAAUGUGACCGCGCUGCUGCCAUUUGCUUUGCCAAGGCCCCGAGGCCCCGGGAGGAGUACUAUAACCUGGACAGAGAGAAGCACUGUCAGGCUUGA
Molecule: messenger RNA, 453 nt
Organism: Sorex araneus (European shrew)
Lineage: Eukaryota; Metazoa; Chordata; Mammalia; Eulipotyphla; Soricidae
Product: phospholipase A2-like
Exons: 4
Coding region: 1-453 (150 amino acids)
Biological process (GO): positive regulation of fibroblast proliferation; arachidonate secretion; lipid catabolic process
Molecular function (GO): phospholipid binding; calcium ion binding; signaling receptor binding
Source: RefSeq, a predicted model, not a curated record